AUGGCCGAACCGACCCCAAGCGCCCUCGAAAAAGGGCCGAAAGAGGAGGAGCGUUCGCAGGAUGAUGAGAAGGAGCGGGACCCUGAUAUUGUCGACUUUGAGGGCCCCGAUGACCCGGAAAAUGCGAUGAACUGGCCCACCCGCAAGAAGAUGCGCCAACUGGUGCUGAUGGCGUUUAACACGUUCAUAACGCCACUGGCGUCGUCGAUGUUUGCGCCUGGAGUCGGCGAUGUGAUGCGCGACUUUCACUCGACCGACCAGAUGCUGGCCUCGUUUGUGGUGUCUGUCUUUGUCUUGGGAUACAUGGUCGGGCCGUUUAUCAUUGCGCCGUUGUCCGAGCUGUAUGGUCGAGUCCCGCUGUACCACGCGUGCAAUGUGCUCUUCCUGAUCUUCACCAUCGCCUGCGCAGUGGCACAAACGCUGCCCCAGCUGAUCGUGUUCCGUCUGCUCGCGGGCAUCGCUGGUGUCUGUCCGCUCACCAUCGGAUCCGGCACCGUCGCCGACAUGGUGCCCAAGGAGAAGCGAGCCGGUAUCAUGGCCAUCUGGGCUCUGGGGCCUAUCAUGGGACCGGUCAUCGGACCUGUCUGCGGUGGGUUUCUGGCGGAAAAUGAGGGCUGGCGCUGGGUGUUCUGGGUGAUUGCAAUUGCAACCGCCGUCAUGACCAUCGGGUGCGUUCUGGCCUACCGCGAAUCGUACGCUCCUGUCAUCCUGGAGCGCAAGGUGGCGCGUCUGCGCAAAGAGACCGGCAAUGAAAACCUGCGCUCCAUCUACGACCGGGGUUUAUCGACUAAAGAGCUCUUCUGGUUCACGCUGGCGCGCCCUGUGAAACUGCUCUUUCUGUCGCCGAUUGUGUUCAUGAUGGCCAUGUUUGCGGCCGUCACGUACGGCUACCUGUAUUUGAUGUUCACCACUCUCACGCCGAUCUUCGAGAACAACUACGGCUUCUCCCCGGGAAUCGCCGGCCUUGCAUAUCUGGGAUUCGGCAUCGGGUCAGUGAUCGGACUGGUCGUGUGUGGCGCCGUUGCGAAUCACAUCGCCGUCACACACUCAGCCAAGGGCUGCUUCCGGCCGGAGUCCCGUCUGCCUCCUAUGAUAGUGGGCUGCUGGUUGAUUCCGAUCGGACUGUUCUGGUAUGGCUGGUCAGCCAAGGCCCAGACCCAUUGGAUUGUGCCUAUUCUCGGCACCGGCGUGUUCGCCGUGGGAUUGAUGACUGUCUUCAUGGCGGCAAACACGUACCUGGUCGACUCGUAUCUGCGGUAUGCUGCCUCCGUGACGGCGGCCAACACCGCCAUCCGGUCGUUAGUCGGGGCAGUGCUGCCUCUCGCGGGACCGGCCAUGUACGACUCGCUGGGACUGGGCUGGGGCAAUUCCUUGCUGGCGUUUAUUGCGCUGGCGAUGUGUGCCUGUCCGUUGUUGUUCUGGAAGUACGGCGAGAAGAUCCGGACGAAUCCGCGGUUCCAGAUUAAUCUGUGA
Messenger RNA from Aspergillus terreus NIH2624, 1473 nucleotides. Its product is annotated as MFS transporter. The record is from RefSeq and is a predicted model, not a curated record. The transcript is spliced from 3 exons. NCBI's taxonomy places the organism in Eukaryota, Fungi, Ascomycota, Eurotiomycetes, Eurotiales, Aspergillaceae. Gene Ontology annotation, biological process: transmembrane transport. Gene Ontology annotation, molecular function: transmembrane transporter activity. Bases 1 to 1473 code for a protein of 490 amino acids.